UGUUUCUGAUGGCAGUGUGUUGCUGAGCAGCAGCCAGUCGUGUUUUUCCCCUCACUGAGCUCACUCUCUCUCUCAUCCUCUGCUCCGGCUCUCAAACGCUCUGUUGCUCAGUGAACAGACUAGACCUCUCCACUUCUUCUUCUCUUCUGCUACCCCUUAACUCUGCUCUAUCCUCUUCUUUUAUCUGUUUCUUCCUCACAUUUCUUCUUCAUCCCUGCCUGCCCCCCUGCCCACUAGCACUACCACCUUGGUGCCAGGGGCAUUAGUGGGGGUCCCGGCGUGUCUUUUUGACUGUGUGUGUGUGUGUGCGUGUGUGUUUAUGUGAGAGUGUGCCGGUACUGUUUUCAGCAUGGAAGCGGUGGCAUUGUACACGUUUCGUGCCACAGAGGGUGAUGAGCUCAGUUUCAACAAGGGAGACUUGCUCAAGAUCACCAACAUGGAGGAUGAUCCUAACUGGUACACGGCCGAACUCCACAACCGAAAAGGGUUCGUGCCGAAAAACUACAUCAACCUGCGUCCACACGCCUGGUUCGCCGGUCGCAUAUCUCGCGGCGUGGCAGAAAGUCGACUCAGAAACAGAGAGUGCGGCGCCUUCCUGGUCAGAGAGAGCGAGAGUGCUCCUGGGGAGUUUUCCAUGUCUGUCAGUUAUGGGGAUCAUGUUCAGCAUUUCAAGGUACUGCAGGAUCGCUGUAGUCAGUACUACGUGUGGGACGAGGCGUUCUCCUCUCUGAACGAGCUGGUGGACUUCUACCACAGCAACAGCAUCGCCAAGGAGAGGACGGUCUUUCUGAGAGACCCCGAGCACUUCGCCAGGCGUUCCCAUCAUGCCCAAGCUGUCUUCGACUUCACCCCGCACCACCCGUCCCAGCUACGCUUCCUGCGUGGUGAUGUCAUUGAACUCAUUGACUGCUCUGAUUCGGUGCGCUGGAGGGGCCGUUGCCAUGGACGCGUGGGCUACUUCCCUCCAGAGUACGUCCAGCCCAUUUAUCACUGCCAGUGACCUGACCUCGUGUCAAACAAGCGCACGGCCAUUCCUUCGGGUUCACCGACGAGCCAUCCUGAAAGACACUCACGCUGCUCCCCCGCUCUGCACUCGCCCGUCAACUUCCUGGAGCAAACGACGGAGCUACCACUGAACGACCCGUUCCCUAAACUGAUUCCUCCCAAUGCCCCCUGUGAUGUCGCCCUUUAAAUCAGCCUUUGCUGCAGGCUCAUCUGAUCAUCUGAUCCUGAAGACUCCACUUUCUCCUCCGAUCCAGACAUGGACCUUUACACUGUGGAGAACUCUCACAUAUAUUCAAAGUCAUACAUACUCCCAGUUAUAAUCAUUUAUUACAGCUUACCAUCUCUUUUAGAAAAGUAACACACAUAAACACUAAACUGAGGGGAAAAGUGUGUGGCCCAUGAAAACUCCUGAAGGAAGGGCAGGCUUGCUCUCUGGCUCAUUUACUCCAGUAUUUUGCCAUCCUUUUCACCGGGAGCUGGACAGAAAGACACAGAAAGUCAUUGUGAGUGUGAACACUUAGAGGAUACUGACACAGCAGAUUCCUCUGUCACUGAGCUGGUGUGUGUGUGUGUGUGGGGGGGGUGUCUGUACAGAUGUAAAGCUGCAGUCUUUACAUACAUAUAUGCAUGUUGUGUGACGAUGAGGGAGUGAGAAGUGUGUUGAUUGUGUUGAUUGUAUCUGUGUGCGCGUAUAUAUGUGUGUGUGCGUGUGUGUGUUUGAGCGUGCUCAGUGGACCAGUGAAAGGAGUCACUGUGUUACAGUGUGACAGUAAGACGAACACUGCCCCGACAUCGCUUUGUUAAUACAAAAAAAGAAGAAAAACGCGCUGCUUAAAAUGUAACAUGCUCAACUCAAUUUACUGAUCAAUCAUUUGUUCUUGAGUAUUUAUUCUUAUCCACGUGUGAUCUUAAAAUACAUAUACUGCAAGUGAAUUUAAACAUUGUAUACAUGUUUUGCUUCUGUUGAAACUGUUGCAGUUGCUUAAGAGGAACAAACUUCAUGUGACUGACAGCAAGAACUUGGAUCGGUCUUCCUUAUCCUGUAACAAAAUCAUUGAAAUAAAGUGAUACAUUCACA
This is a messenger RNA of Pundamilia nyererei, 2083 nucleotides long. It is a transcript of the gene grapa, whose product is annotated as GRB2 related adaptor protein a. The transcript has 5 exons. NCBI's taxonomy places the organism in Eukaryota, Metazoa, Chordata, Actinopteri, Cichliformes, Cichlidae. Gene Ontology annotation, molecular function: protein binding. The coding region runs from base 350 to 1000 and encodes 216 amino acids. The record is from RefSeq and is a predicted model, not a curated record.